AUGGCUGAAGAACGAUUAAAAAAGCAAUUAUUUGAUGGAAUAAGAAAUAACGAUCUAUAUAGUAUUCAAAAGGCGUUAAAUAAUGGAGCUAAGAUUGAUAUGACCUUAUCACAUUCUGAUAAGAAAGCUGCAGACUAUGCGAUUGAGCUGGGCAAGGAAGAUGCGGUCAUGUUGCUAAUUGCAAAUGGAGCGAAACCAGACAUGAAUAAGUAUCAACAAAUGCUGCAUUAUUUUCUCGAUAAGUUGGCUAUCAACCGUUUAAAAGACAUAAAAGAAGCGUUAACAGCGAUUGCGAAUUAUGUAAAACAGAAAGUCUUUCGGGUAGUGUUCUAUGAAUCGUGUCUACAAGAUAAUUUAUUAGAUAAACUAUUUAACAUACUGACUUUAUACACUGAUUCCUGUGGGGCUGAUAUUUUCUCUGUAUUGGCGUAUGCUACUAAAGAUACAGAUAUUUGCGCAUUUAUUCGUCCGUUAAAGUAUUUUGAUAAAAUUUUUUUCUAUGCUACCUGUAAAGAUUUCGCUAAAGAAAUGCGAAUUCCGGCAAUCUUAGCUAUCGUAAACUUGAGCAUAGAUGAAGAAACCGAGAUUAAACUAGUUAAUGGUAACAUUGUUGAAAUAUUAACACUGUUACUGACAGAAUCGCAUACAGUACCAUUUUUUACAUCUGUAAGUGAACAAAAUGAGAGCAUUCUAAGAGCUUUAUGUGAUUUAUCUGUCGGUGAAAUUGCUCUGAAGCAUUUUGAAGAGGCCGGUAUUGUUAACCUUUUGCUUAAUACUCUGCAAUCAGAACAAAGUUCUAUUAAAGUUAAGGAAUCCGCUGUUAAAAUUUUAUGGAAUUAUCUAUUUCAUGACUCCGUUAAACUGCAAGUACAGCGAACGACUGUUAUUAACAUCUUGCAACAAGUCGAAGAGAAAUUCGCAGAUUAUGUUGUUUCAGGUUGUUUGGAGGGAGCUUUAUGGUUAUUGGGUGCGCCUGUUGAUAUAGAGCCUUACAUUCCGUUGACGAUAUUGGCUAAAAACUUGGAAAGUGGCGCAAGUGAUGGUCUAAUUAGUCAUAGCUCACAAUUUCAGAUAUGGAUUAGUUAUCAUCAAAAUGAUCUUGCAAUAGCAAUAAAAAUCCGCUCAUAUUUGAAAUAUGCUGGAUUCCGAGCAUUUAUUGAUAUUGAUCGAAAUACUAAUGUUAAAAAUGAAUUUAACCUAAAAUCCAUUGCUAAAAAUAUAGAUGAAUCCAAUAUUGUUGUUGUAUGUCUCUCACACAAAUACAAGCAAUCUCCAUAUUGUCACAGCCAGGCUCAUUUUGCCGUUCAGAAAAAGAAGAAAGUUAUUCCAAUAUUAUUGCAAGCUAAUUAUAAUUUACAUGGGUGGCUUGGUGAUCUAUUCGGUUCUAUACCAAUAUUGGAUUUCAGUGACGGGAAUGAUAUCGAUAAUAACAUGAAAAGCUUAAAACAAGAAGUGAUUCGGAGUAGCGGCGAUCGCGAUCAAUUGUAUAAGAAUUACGCAGUCAGUAAUAGUUCCAGCUUAAAUAGAUGGGACUCUGAUAGCUCAUUACCCCGUGAAUACAGUGAGUCUGUGAUCACUAAUGAUGUUAGUGAACGGUCAACCUUCAUGCUGACACCAAGCUCGUCGCUUUCUACAGUCACUGCAGUGGAUGACGUCCGGUUGAACUAUACAAAUAAACUUUCGAAAUUAGGAUCUGUUUAUCCUAAUGAUCGAUCAUUUAGAGUAUCAUCGGCGACAUCUAGUGCCCGUAAUUACAUAGAUUGGAAUGUUGAAAAUGUAGGUCUUUGGUUAAAUUCAAUCGGACUAGGCUCGUAUCGAGAAAUGUUUAGAAAUCAACAAGUAUGCGGAAGUUCUCUUGAACAAUUAUUGCGAAUAAGUCUAGAUCCUAUCCACAUCGAAUACUUACAUAGACUCUUGGAAAGUAAAUUAGGAAUAGUAAAAUUUGGUGAUGUUUUAAAAUUUAUUACAGAAUUGCAAAAGUUAUCAAGCCGAUGA
This is a messenger RNA of Trichoplax adhaerens, 1995 nucleotides long. RefSeq lists its product as uncharacterized. Gene Ontology annotation, molecular function: protein binding. Bases 1 to 1995 code for a protein of 664 amino acids. The transcript has a single exon. The record is from RefSeq and is a predicted model, not a curated record. Gene Ontology annotation, biological process: signal transduction. Lineage: Eukaryota; Metazoa; Placozoa; Uniplacotomia; Trichoplacea; Trichoplacidae.